Lasiosphaeria miniovina is the source of this 1167-nucleotide messenger RNA. RefSeq lists its product as uncharacterized. Lineage: Eukaryota; Fungi; Ascomycota; Sordariomycetes; Sordariales; Lasiosphaeriaceae. The record is from RefSeq and is a predicted model, not a curated record. The coding region runs from base 270 to 914 and encodes 214 amino acids. The transcript has a single exon.
CCAAGGCCCAAGGCCCAAGGAGGUGUCUCUUCGACAGCUGACACAAGAAACCUACGGUGUGCGCUGUCUCUAUCCUCCCCGAGGCUCCCCGUCGAUAUGAUCCAAUGGCUGGGUAUGCCACGUUGAGCCGAACCCGCGAUUGGUGUGUACAGGGGUUCGACACGCUCAACUCGGGCUUCUUGUCUUUUUGACCUUUCCUCCCAACGGCUCUCGAACCAACAAGAAGGCUGGCCUGCCCAAUCAAGCGAGGGGCUACACCAGCCGACGACAUGUUCGGGACGUUGAGAAAUCUCGCCCUCGGUGUACAUGCGCAGUUUCCGCCUGUGCAACGGUGCUUGUACGACUUCGGAGGCAAACAUAUUUUAACAUGCUCUGCUCUGACUGGACGCAUCGUGGAGCCCCUAUGUGUGGACAUUGUCCUAGACGGCGGAGAUGAGGGAAAUCUCGCCCGGGAACUCAUACUGUUGCUUCUAGGUGCGGCUGCGUACCCGUGUUCAACCAUUCGCCACAGGGGCACCGCUUCUCUGGUUGAGGUUCAUUGUCUGGAUGGACACGGAAGCAGACUGGAUCUUGUCUGGGGGGUUUUCUUCCAAAAAAAAACCUCAGCGGCCAGCUUGUCUAGCCCAGGUAUACCGAAAUGUCUUGGGCUACGCAGUGCCGAUCAAAUCUCAGCUACUUGGCCAAGUGUUGGGUCUCGAGCGAAGGACGAGCAAUCUUCAUAUUGCUGCUGUCGCCUGCAUGCUGCAUGUGGCACACCGAUGCGUGAUUGGGUCGCGAUUUGGUUUGAUAGCACUCGCCACGCCAGCCGAACUCCCAGGCAAAGAGUCAGUUCAUUUGCGAGCCUUCACGGUGUCACGGGCUACCAUUCCCGUCCGUACAUACAUGCCUACUCCAUACGGCAUAAGGCUGCUUAGUGACCGACAACAGUGCAAUUUCGUGCUGCUGUUAGCUCUCCUUGUUGGCCGAGGGGAAGGUACCAAGCCGAUUCCGCGACUCAGAGACAUAUUUGACAGCUCGCAGGGACAUUCCAGGGAAUUUCUGACAUCAGGUCUCUCUUAGGACAGACUUAUAUGCAGGCCAGUAUGGCGAGCUCGAGUCCCAGAGAGCUCGUAUAUGCAUUCGAACCUCUAGUCAGCAGUUGCCAGUCGACUUGACCGUUUGGGCGGG